Molecule: messenger RNA, 736 nt
Organism: Ruditapes philippinarum (Manila clam)
Lineage: Eukaryota; Metazoa; Mollusca; Bivalvia; Venerida; Veneridae
Exons: 6
Coding region: 86-736 (216 amino acids)
Source: RefSeq, a predicted model, not a curated record
UAAACUUAGAAUAAAAAGUACACUAGGUGGAAAAUAGGCCACAGCGCAAAAACGGGUGCGCAGUGCGCAAUUUCAUUCUGUUAAUAUGGCGGCUUCGACGGAAUUGGUUACAAAGGACACAGCAUGUGUGGAACAUACAGAAGUGGUUUUCGAGUCAGAUUUGUUGACAGAGCUGCUUUCAUCACAAAAACAAGCUGCACAAUUCCUCGAGCUUGCUCAUUUGGCACUGCGUGAUGAUCCAGACAUUGCAAGUGAGGUACGCAUGACAGCAAAUGAGUCCCAAGACCAACAUCUGAAGACCCACAGUCUGGUGAAGGAAUACCAAGGGACGGCUCUACAUGUGAUUCAUACGAUGCUCCCAAUCAUUCAAACUGGAAUCAAGAAAAAGAAAGAGUUGCUGGUCAUGAAAACAUUGAAAAAAGUAUUGACGUACGUCGAUGAAAUGAUCUCGAAGACAGACAAAACAAUAGACAAAUACUACGAUAUAAAGAAAGCUGUGAAUAAGGAGAGAACGUAUAUAAAUAAGAAAAAUAAAGAAAUUCAAAUAAGAGGAAGUGAAAUAGAAGUUGAAAUGAACAGGGAAAAACGCAUGUUAAAAGAAGACAGCGAAGAUUUAAAGGCGUUACAGUCGAGUAAAGAAAAGAAAGAAGAAAAGAUGGAGCAAUUGAAAUCCAAACGGGAAGAUUUUAUCGCCAAUUCGGGAUCGUUUCAGCAAGGAUAUUCUCAGAAACAUUAA